GACAACUCGUUUGUUUGACUGACAUGACAGAUGGCUGACUGACGCUUGUAUAGUUGUAUCUUUAUCCAAUUUUUCUGUUUGUGUUGCCUAGGUGUUAAGUGCGGCUACGGACAUUAAUUUUAUUUAAAAUAGGUCCAUUUCAUUGUUAAUUGGGUUCUAUUCCAUUUAACAUAAUUGUGUUAUUUUGCCAUGGGAUCAUUAUGAGGUUUCAUUUUGAAAUAACAUCUGUGUGUGUACAGUUUUUUAUGACAAGUGAUUAUUAAAUUUAUUCUUUCGCUUUACGUUUGAGGGUGGGGAUAUUUUUUCAUUUUCAUUUAAAAUAGUAUAUGUUUACUAAGAAUGAUUUUUUAGUGUUAUUUUUGAUCAAUAAAUUUGUGCUCGAUGUUAAUCAAUAAUAUGAAUCCUGUUUCCCUGACACAAAGGAAUCCGCUCGUUUUCCUGGACAUUUCUAUUGAUGGCGAACAAGCCGGACGUAUUGUUAUAAAACUAAGAAAUGAUGUGGUACCAAAAACUGCGGAAAACUUUCGCGCUCUCUGUACAGGCGAGAAGGGAGUCGGAAGUAACGGCAAACCUCUUCAUUUCAAAGGCUCAAAGUUUCAUAAAGCUGUAACUCAGUUCAUGAUCCAAGGAGGUGAUAUAACUAAUGGAGAUGGUACUGGUGGUGAAAGUAUAUAUGGGCGUACAUUUGAAGAUGAAAAUUUUAAAUUAAAGCAUGAUGCGGGGGUACUUAGCAUGGCGAAUAGCGGCCGUCCCAACACCAACGGUUCUCAGUUCUGCAUCACAACGGUGCCAUGCGCACAUUUGGAUGGCACCAACGUAGUGUUUGGCGAAGUAAUGGCUGGCCUCGGCAUUGUAAGAGAGAUCCAACGGUACGGCGACGGAGACCUUUGCCGCCCCACGGUGGAUUGUGUGAUUGAAGAAUGUGGCGAGAUUAUAUCUAGUGAAUGGGAUGUUAGCUGUUGUGAUGGUACCGGGGACAAGCUACCCGAGUAUCCUGAAGAUUACAGGGAUGAAAAUGUUACGGUGGAACAAUUAAUGGUGUCUAUAAGGGAUGUAAAGAGUGCUGGUAAUAAUUACUUUGGCGAAGGACGUUAUAAGGCGGCUGUUAGGAAAUACCGAAAGUGCCUAAGGUAUUUGGAACACGUGUUUAAUAGGAUAGAUGAAGUGAAAGAUAUGGAUACAAAAGAACAAAUUCUAGAAAUACGAACAAUGUACGUGUCGCAAUGUUACCUCAAUAUGGCGGCUUGUUACAUGAAGUUAGAGGAUUAUAGGUCAACAGUUCAGUACAGUACUUCGGUACUUGAAAUAGACCCAAGAAAUGAAAAAGCGUUAUACCGACGCGGUCAAGCGAAUUACGCUCUUAAAAACUAUGACGACGCUCUCAUGGACCUCAGGCUAGCGGAUAAAGUGUCCCCGAAUAACAAGGCUGUGCAAAAACUAUUAGACGAAGUAAGAUUGACAAAUAAAAGUUAUAAUGAUGUACAGAAACAACGGCUUUCCAAAUUUUUUCGUGAGCAAAAAGAGGCGUUUAUCGAGAUCACAUGUGAGAUCGCCGAUCACUGAACUAAGACUGACGGUAGUUAUACGUAGGCUUAUGUAGACAAUACGCUUUUUGAGAUCGUUUUGUACGGUCACUGCCGGUGUUGUCAGAUGUACUGAUUGUAAAAUGAUUUUCGAUUAGAUUUUGUAUAUAAUGUUUCCUUAUUAUUAAUACUAGAUCACAGGAAAAUUAAGUCAAAAUUAUGAAUUGGUAGAAAUAUUAUUUUUAUUUGUGAUUUAUUGGUAGGUUUGUGCGUAAUUUUAUUUAAUAAUCGGGCAACAUCGUGUUUGUGGCCGAAUGGCUUAGGGGUUAGAAUGUUUCGAAAAGGUUCUAAACUAAAAGAUGGCACAAGGAGUUUUGUAGGAAAAAGGAAGAAUUGUAGGAUAACUUAAUACAUUAUUCCAUUCCGGACUCACUUAUCUUUUAACCAGUUUCAAGUUCGUGAGUGACCAUUAAAGAUGGAAGCCUAAUUUUAAAUCUUUUUUUUAAGUCUAAACGAAUAAAUUUGGGAAACCUCCGGUUGCUAAAUUUAACUUUCAUAUUUAAAUAUCACAAAGACAUAACAAUUAUUUGAGAAAUAAUUGGUAUGCUGAAUAAUAUACGUAAUUUAACCCUUGAAUUAAAAUAACACGAAAUUCAUAAGUAAACCUGCAUGUCACUUAAUUUCAAUAGUAGAUGUUAUGGGCAAGGAUAUAUUUUGUGAUGUAAAUGAUAUUUUACAAGU
This is a messenger RNA of Spodoptera exigua (beet armyworm), 2264 nucleotides long. Lineage: Eukaryota; Metazoa; Arthropoda; Insecta; Lepidoptera; Noctuidae. The record is from the annotation of a GenBank genome assembly.